Brachypodium distachyon (stiff brome) is the source of this 2364-nucleotide messenger RNA. RefSeq names its product arginine--tRNA ligase, chloroplastic/mitochondrial. The coding region runs from base 66 to 2051 and encodes 661 amino acids. Lineage: Eukaryota; Viridiplantae; Streptophyta; Magnoliopsida; Poales; Poaceae. Gene Ontology annotation, biological process: arginyl-tRNA aminoacylation. The transcript has 18 exons. Gene Ontology annotation, molecular function: ATP binding; arginine-tRNA ligase activity. Gene Ontology annotation, cellular component: cytoplasm. The record is from RefSeq and is a predicted model, not a curated record.
CCUCGCCCUUGCCCCGUUGCACUCGCACGCGGCGUCAGCGUAUUUAUUCACGGAGCGAAGGCGAGAUGCGGGCAUUCGCGGCAGCAGCAGCAGCAGCAACCGCAGCGGCGGCGCCUACCCCCUCGCGACUCUUCCUCGUCUCCGCCCACCGCGCCGCCCCGCGAUUCGGUCACUGUAGAGCAUCUUCCUCCGCAAGGCUGCCAAGGAGUGCCUGCUACGCUUCCACCACCAUGGGAGACGAAACCUCCACUUCCGUCUCUGCCCAGCCACAGGAACCGGCAGCGCUGGGAGCUGGGAGUGUGAAGCAGCAGAUCUCCAACUUAGUGGUUUUGUCGCUUCGGGCGACGGUGCCUGAAGUGGAUGUUGAACCGAUGGUUGAAGUUUGCACAGCAAAGUUUGGUGACUACCAGUGCAACAAUGCAAUGGGAUUGUGGUCAAGAGUUAAAGGAUCUGGGACAAGUUUCAAAAACCCCAAUGCGAUUGGACAGGCCAUUUCCAAGAACCUGCCUGCCUGCGAUGUUAUUGAAUCAACCUCUGUUGCUGGUCCUGGUUUUGUGAAUAUUGUCUUAUCCAACAACUGGGUUGCAAAGAGAAUACAAGAUAUGCUUGUGAAUGGUAUCAAAACUUGGGCGCCAAUUCUGCCAGUUAAGAAGUUAGUUAUUGAUUUUUCAUCCCCUAAUAUUGCAAAGGAGAUGCAUGUUGGGCAUCUGAGGUCAACAAUCAUUGGUGACACCCUUGCACGCAUGUUUGAGUUCUCAAAUGUUGAAGUUCUCCGACGCAAUCAUGUCGGAGACUGGGGUACACAGUUUGGAAUGCUCAUAGAAUAUCUAUUCGAAAAAUUUCCGAAUUGGGAGGAAGUUGGCAACCAGGCUAUUGGCGAUCUUCAGCUUUUCUAUAAAGCAUCCAAAGCAAGAUUUGAUGAUGAUGCUGAAUUUAAAGAUAGGGCUCAACAAGCUGUUGUUCGGCUACAGGGAGGUGAGGAGAAAUAUCGUGCUGCUUGGAAAAAGAUAUGCGAAAUCAGCAGGAACGAAUUUGACCAGGUUUACAAGAUCUUAAAUGUACAGAUUGAAGAAAAGGGGGAGAGCUUUUAUAAUCCUUAUAUUCCACAAGUUUUGGAGAAAUUGAGUAACCAAGGUUUGAUCACAGAAAGUGAGGGUGCUCGAGUAAUAUUCAUCGAAGGUCAUCAAAUUCCUUUGAUAGUGGUCAAAAGAGAUGGUGGCUUCAACUAUGCCUCAACAGACUUGGCUGCUCUUUGGUAUCGGCUUAAUGAAGAGAAGGCAGAGUGGAUUAUUUAUGUGACAGAUGUUGGUCAGCAGCAGCACUUUGAUAUGGUUUUCAAGGCUGCCAGGAUGGCUGGUUGGCUCCCAGAUCCAAAAGAAAAAAAGUUCCCAAAAACGAGUCAUGUUGGGUUUGGCCUUGUUCUUGGAGCAGAUGGCAAGCGCUUCCGAACUCGUUCUACUGAUGUUGUACGGUUGGCAGACCUACUUGAUGAAGCUAUAUCUCGAAGUAAAUCAGAGCUUCUCCAACGUCUCACCGAAAAUGGUAAAAUUGUUGACUGGACUGAUGAGGAAUUAGCAAAAACUUCAGAGGCAGUAGGACACGGCGCUGUCAAGUAUGCAGAUCUGAAGAACAAUAGAUUGACCAAUUACACAUUUAGCUUUGAACAGAUGCUAAGUGAUAAGGGAAAUACUGCUGUCUACCUUCAGUAUGCUCAUGCUCGUAUUUGCUCCAUUAUACGGAAAUCCAACAUGGAUGUAGAAGAGCUAAAAAAGAGUGGGAGCAUUUCUCUUGGCCAUCCAGAUGAGCGCGUCUUGGGAUUGUAUCUUAUCCGUUUUGCAGAGGUUGUCGAAGAGGCAUGCACAAAUCUCCUUCCCAGUGUGCUGUGUGAAUAUCUUUACAACUUGUCUGAAAUGUUUACAAGGUUCUACACAAACUGUCAGGUGGUAGGAUCGCCAGAGGAGCCAAGCCGGCUGCUGCUUUGCGAAGCAACUGCAAUUGUGAUGCGACAGUGCUUCCAGCUUCUUGGGAUCACGCCGGUUUACAAGCUGUGAUUGGCCAAUGUUUUAUCUUACAUCCCUUAUUCAUCUUCACACAAACCCCUCCAUGGUUUGCAGUUUUUGUCCCUUUUAAGUUGUAACCCAGUUGGUGUAGCUAACGUACUCAAAUCGAUUGUCCCAUUUGAGAAGAGAAGCAAACUAUAUAGCAAUUGAUAGUCAACAAAUUAGUUUUGUUUGUCCGUUUCGUCUACUACAGUACUGUUUUCCCCCCUCUAGAGAAUACACCCUGGGAGGUGUAUCGCAUUUACAUUGAAGUGCCAGGAGGCAAAUUAUGUUGUUCGUUGUACGCGUCUUAUUUUUUGUAGUC